Molecule: messenger RNA, 3075 nt
Organism: Sebastes umbrosus (honeycomb rockfish)
Lineage: Eukaryota; Metazoa; Chordata; Actinopteri; Perciformes; Sebastidae
Gene: emid1
Product: EMI domain containing 1
Exons: 17
Coding region: 461-1927 (488 amino acids)
Molecular function (GO): protein binding
Source: RefSeq, a predicted model, not a curated record
CCCGCUGCAGUCACGGCUCGGCUCGAUAUGCGCACAGACAGACAGACAGACAGACAGACAGAGGUAGAGCAGAUAGAGAGAGAGAGAGAGAGAGAGAGAGAGAGAGGAGGACACACUUUAACAACACCCACACACUCACUACUCAAGCUUUAUUUUCACAUGUCGGCUCUCUGUCAUAGGUAGAUACGCAGGAGUGCAUUUUCUUUAGUUCACUUCGCAUUUCAAGUCUGUUUUACGCACAAACGUCAUCGUUUUUUAGCAGCUGUCUACUCUGCAGAAGUGCAUGUUUGCUACUUUAGUGAUGCGCGUCUCGUGCAGCCGACCCGGUGCUGUUUGACACAUUCCCCCCUCACACCGAGCUGGAGGCACUAACCCGGUGUGUUUUCUUACCGAGGGGGAAGUUGGGACUCAGUUAAACUUUUCUUUUUCUGGCUGUACUUUUUUUUUGGAUGCCACGGAAAUGUGCCGGCGCCAACCGGAGAGCGUGUCCGCCGCGCUUUGUAGUCACAGUUUGCUGUGGACGGUGCUGCUGCUCUGGAUGAGCACGUUAGUGGACGCGACCUGGAAGACAGGACUGUACAAAACCUACUCAGCCUCUCAGACAGCAGCCUCUCACACCUCAGUCUACCAGAAAAGGAACUGGUGUCCUCAUACGGUCACUAAGACGGUGACUUGCCAGGUGCAGAAUGGGACCCUCCUGCAGCGGGUCUACCAGACGUGCCGCUGGCCGCAGGGAUGUACGGGAGGCAGCUACAGGACCGUGGUCAGACCUUCCUAUAAAGUGGUGUAUCGCACUGUGACCUCUCUGGAGUGGAAAUGCUGUCCAGGAUUCAGCGGCGCCGCCUGUGAAGAAGAUGCAGGGAACCAGCUUGUAGCUCAAGAGGCAGUCAGGAAACCAUCCACGCUACGCCGCCCGCCUGCACGCACAGGGGAGUCGAUCUCUAAUUGUCUCAACUGCAGUCGCAUCACAGCUUUGACCGACAGGCUGAGCUCACUGGAGGCGAAGGUCCAAUUAUUCAAUGCCCCGACCUCCAUAGCACAUCGCCACCUUCAGGGUAAAGGAGGAACUGCACCAGAGGCCUCAUUACUGAUGGGGGCUGUGCCCGCUCAGGGAGCUCCUGGUGAGCAGGGACCUGCAGGUCCACAGGGUGAAAAGGGGAGAGAUGGGCUUCCUGGCAGAGAAGGGAAGGCAGGGUCUCGAGGGCUGCCAGGUCCCAGUGGGCCUCGGGGGGAGGCCGGGACGAGGGGCCCAUCUGGAUCCCCUGGAUCCAAGGGAUCCUCGGGACCUGCAGGCCCCCGUGGUCCACCAGGACUCCCAGCAGAGAGAGGUCUACCAGGCCCGCCUGGCCCUCCAGGGCCUCCAGCUCCAGCCAGCGCCCACAUCCCAGAACCAGACCACAGUGGUAAAAAGGACCCUUUCUUCAGCAACACUUUCCAUGACUCACGAGGGUUGCCUGUUCCAGGACCUCAGGGUCCGCCCGGGCCUGUCGGUCCACCAGGUCCCAAAGGCCCAGUAGGACCUCCUGGCCCAUCAGGACAGAAUGGUAAAUCUGGAGCCCCCGGAGCGUCGGGCCCUGUGGGGCCGAAGGGAGAACGUGGGGAGAGAGGUCCUUUAGGUUACCCAGGAGAGAGGGGCUUCAGAGGCGAUUCGGGAACACCGGGUCCAAAGGGAGAGCCAGGAGAGAAGGGCUUACCGAGCAAUCUAAAUGGGGACGGGAUACAUCAGAUCAGAGAGGCGCUGAAGAUCUUAGCCGAGAGGGUUUUAAUCCUUGAGACUAUGAUCGGUAUUCAUGAGCCUGAUCUAGGGUCUGGGGACGGACCGUUUGGCACAGCCUCCCCUAGUUUCUACAGAGAUAAGCGAGCAGGUGCGCUUCCAUAUCGACUUGCUUCUCCUCUGUCCUCCAACACCAAGGUUCGAGGGAAGUAGCUCCCCAACCCCCCACCCCCCCCACCCCCGCUCACCCUGAGGAUCACAGGCUGGGUUGACUCCCCCUCCUAUAGGUCUCAUCGGCACUCAACAGAUUUAGACCUUAUCUGAUACGCUAAGACGUCAGAUUUAGGAUGGGGGACACCUCAGGGAAACUCCACUGAUACUCCACAAUGCCCUCCUCCAUCGGGAACCUGAGAACUAGUUUGACCCCCACCCAUCACCAUAACACUUAUCUUUACAUAACACACCCAGCAGCUUUCUGUGUCUUAUUUCUUUGGCUACAGACGUCAAGAUGUUUAAUGUUUGAAAAAAAGGAAAAUCUGAAUCUUCUGUGGUGCUCCUCAGUUCUGGAUGAUAAGGGUCAUUUAGAGUAAACAAUUCAAGGAGGAAUCAGAUGUGAGAACAUAGACUGGAUUUGUGUUUGUGUUGCUUUCACAAUGUAACUGCGACCUGAAGAAAUUCCACUAUUUAAGUAUAUUGAGCAUGUACAGUUUGCAGGACACAAGUACACAAACAAACCUCCUCUUCUAGUAUUCAUUUUGUUAUACUUCUAUCAUAUUGUUUAACUCAAUGUUAUGUAGUGCACUAAAAAGAUGAAGUCAUCUCUACUCUAAGAUAUGUGUUGCUAACAGUGAUUUGUAGUUUUCUGCUGUGAGUGUUUUCCCCCCUUAAAGUACACACUGAUAAAGUGAUUUAAUAUACAAUAGUAUAUUUACAUUUAAUCUGUGGAAAGAAAGCACACACAUUUGGGUUUGGUGGCAUAUCCAUGGAAAGUCCUGCAUUAUGUUGUAUUCUGGGAACAAAACAUGUUGAAAUGAAAACAACUCUGCAAACUGGCUGUCCAUUUCAAGACACACACACAGAGGAAAUAGCAAAACUGUUAAUGGAACUUGAACAUAUUUUUUACCACUGUUGACAGCUUAAACUGUCCUGAUGAAAAGACUUGAUAAUUGCUCUUUCAUCUUAUAUCAAACUUAUUGUGAAACUAUUUAAAAUGAUCAAUUGUAUCUUAUUUUGUAUGCUGUUGUGUAACCAUUUCAUAUUUCAUUCAACAUGUUUUCUCUUGCAAAUGUGUUAUUGUGUUAAGAUAAUCCUGUCUAGAUGAUUGGUGUAAUAAAAUAAUGUUCAUUGUUUUGUUUUUUAAA